AAUCAUAGGAUACAGUAGACAUAGCCAAUAUCCCGAGGACAGCAUAGCCCGCACUGGGGAUAAGGCCCUUACAUUACAUGCAUCCUGAAAGCAAUCAUACUCAUGUAGAAACAGAUGGAUGGUAAAAUUAGUAUUAUCGAAGCUGUCUAUCUGUACAAAGCUGCCAAACCAACCCGGUCAGUCAUGGCCAACGCGCAAAACAGGCGUAUGCUUGAGUUGUGCGGGGGGUGUGAGUUUCUUUGUAUCUGUAUAUGUGCGGGUUUCAUUUGCCUUCUAUUUGGAUCUUUCUACAGCAGAAGAAAACGACAACGGAAAUGAGAUAGUGCCCGGAUCAGGGGGGAGAGUGUGUGACAAGAAAAGGCAGGUAUUAAUUAGAGAUGAGGGGGUAUUGACAUAUAAGCCCGUGUGGAAACAAGGGGGAUAUCAUCAGAAGCUAAUCGAAGCUGAAAGAGAAGAGAAAAAGAAAAGAUGAGAGAGAGAACAGAAAAGGAAAAAGAAAGAAGAAAAGAGGGCGUCAAGGUGGUCGAAACACAGGUUUUAGUGCUGCGUCUUCUGUCAUCAAACCGGACAUGAAACGAAUGAG
Aspergillus campestris IBT 28561 is the source of this 583-nucleotide messenger RNA. RefSeq lists its product as uncharacterized. NCBI's taxonomy places the organism in Eukaryota, Fungi, Ascomycota, Eurotiomycetes, Eurotiales, Aspergillaceae. The record is from RefSeq and is a predicted model, not a curated record. The transcript has a single exon. Bases 119 to 472 code for a protein of 117 amino acids.